AUGUCUCGUGGACUGCAUCAAUCGGAACGUCGUAUUAACUCCAAACGGACCCUCAAUGACUCAUCGUCUAGACUUUCCACUUUUCCGCCAGAUUUGCCGAUCGAUAAGGCCUACUCGAGUAAGCACGAUUCCGUCUGGCCUUUUCAAAUAUUCGCUGAUCGAUCGUGCAUUUUUGCCUCAGGCCAAUCGUCUGUGCCUCAUGGAAAGAUGAAUGGUUAUUAUGGCCCAUGGGCAGUUGGUCUCGGCAGUACUGGAGCUGGCGGUUGCAAUGGCAGUGGCAUCAGGUCCGUCUCGUCUGGCCGACCCGGCCAGCCUCUUUGCUGCGUCCUGAUUCGUCAACGUGUCAAGGUCGCACAACUUAGUAGGCAUUGGCCUGACAACUUCGGACCGGUAGGCCCCCCGAUUUCGCAUGAGCCCACGUCACCCACCGGCGGAAUUAGCAACAUGUGCCUUCUCCCGGUUCAAUAA
Molecule: messenger RNA, 468 nt
Organism: Protopolystoma xenopodis
Lineage: Eukaryota; Metazoa; Platyhelminthes; Monogenea; Polystomatidea; Polystomatidae
Source: the annotation of a GenBank genome assembly